Miscanthus lutarioriparius is the source of this 1710-nucleotide messenger RNA. The record is from the annotation of a GenBank genome assembly. Lineage: Eukaryota; Viridiplantae; Streptophyta; Magnoliopsida; Poales; Poaceae.
AUGGCGUUCAAUGAUGAUGAAGAGCCUCCUCCGGCGAAGCCUGGGACGGCGAGGCCGAUGCAGCAACAAGUGCAGCUCACCAAGUACCACAACUCAAAGGCGCCACUCGCCCCCAACGACCAGAAGGUGGUGCUCGAACUCAAGGGCGUCUCCUCCGCCGCCUCUAGAGCACCGCUGGACCUCGUCGCCGUCAUUGACGUCAGUGGAAGCAUGGAGCGUGGAGGCAAGCUCGAGAAUGCGAAGAAAGCACUCCGCUUCAUCACCCGGAAGCUCACCAACCAUGACCGCCUCAGCAUCGUCCGAUUCGACCACGAGGCCGCCCGCGUGUGCCCUCUGCGCUGCGCCACCGAGGCCGCCCAUGCUGAGCUCGACGCCCUCGUUGGCAGCCUCGAGCCCCGCGGCGCCACCAACAUCCAGGCGGGCCUCGAGACCGGCCUCGACGUCCUCAGGGAGCGCAGGUUCUCCACCGGCCGCGCCGCCAACAUCAUGCUCAUGUCCGACGGCGGGCAGAACGAGGGCGACGCCAGGAAGGUCGAGCCCGGCGACGUGCCCGUCCACACCUUCGGCUUCAGCUCCGGCCACGACACCACGCUGAUGGACGCGAUCGCGAAGAAGAGCCUCGGCGGGGUGUACAACUUCGUGGACGACGAGAGCGACAGACCCACCAACCUCUCCGAGACCUUCUCCCAGGUCCUGGCCGGCCUUGUCACCAUCAUUGCCCAGGACCUGGAGCUCACCGUCACGCCGUUCCUGGACGAGGCCACCAUUAGCAAGGUGGACGCCGGUUCCUACCCUGUGGACAUGGGCACCGCCACAGGCACAGGCGGCUCCUCCUCCAACUCCGUCACCGUCAGGUUUGGCACCCUGUACUGCACGGAGGCGCGGAAGGUCAUCGUCGAGCUCGCGCUCAAGGACCACACCGCGUUCCGCCCGUACAACGCCAACGUCGCCGACGUACGGCACAGGUUCAGCUUCGCGGGCCAGCAGGUCACCUCAAACCCCGAGCGGAUUACCAUACGCCGCAGCAGAAGAGCAGCCGUCGCGCUACCGCGGCAAGUGCAGGCCGAGGUGGCCCGGCGGCAGCACGCUGACUCUAUCAAGGCGGCCAUGGAGAAGGCGGACGGCGACAAGUUGGAGGACGCGCGGAGCAUACUGGCAGAGGCGCUGAAAGCGCUGGAGCGCAUCGCUGACCCCAUGGUGGACAUGCUCCGGAAGGAGCUGCUGAAGCUUCUGGAGCUCUUCAAGACGCCGGAUGCCUACGAGAGGCAGGGCCGCCCCUCUGCCAUGUCCUCGGUCGCCUCCCACGACCGCCAGCGGUUCACGGCCAGGGGCGACGCCGAGGACAUCCGGAUCUUCGCCACGCGACGCAUGGACACCUACCUCGGCCAGGCCAAGCAGCCCGAUGAUAAACCGAUUCCAUCCGCCGACGACGAUGUCCAGGAAGAGCCGCCGGAGGUGCCGCAAGCGCAGGACAUGCCAGCUGAGCCAAUGGCCGGGAAGAGGACGCUGGCGGUGGCGCUUCGACUGGUCACGGUGGUGCUCAGCCUGCUGGCCUUCUCGAUCAUGGCCAGCACAAGGACGUCCGCGUGGAACGCCGGCCGCUACGAGCCGUACAGGUUGGUCACCGCUUUGCCUGCACGCUGCUAUUUCCUUUUCCUUUUCCUUUUUCUGUUUUCGUCACUUUUUACUCGUAUAUUUAAGAGGACUUAG